Molecule: messenger RNA, 2629 nt
Organism: Populus euphratica (Euphrates poplar)
Lineage: Eukaryota; Viridiplantae; Streptophyta; Magnoliopsida; Malpighiales; Salicaceae
Product: E3 ubiquitin-protein ligase RING1-like
Exons: 2
Coding region: 82-1017 (311 amino acids)
Biological process (GO): protein ubiquitination
Cellular component (GO): cytoplasm
Molecular function (GO): ubiquitin protein ligase activity
Source: RefSeq, a predicted model, not a curated record
GUUGACCAGACUGACUUCCAUCUUUAAACCCUAUCUUAUCGCUUGUAUUUUAGUCUUUCAUUUCUAUCAAAUUCAUUUACAAUGGCUUCAUCAAUCGAGUCCUCAUUCUGGUGCUACAGAUGCAACCUAUCCAUCCGGCUCCCCACCCAAGAUUCAAUUCUCUGCCCCGACUGCGGCGGCGGAUUCAUCGAAGAAAUCGGCACCACCCGUCCCCACCACCGACUCACCGCCGCCCAUCGCACCCGUCGCCGUACCGGCGGAGACCGCUCUCCCUUCAAUCCAGUCAUCAUCCUCCGCGGUGCCACUACCGACAUAGCAUCCGGGAACUUCGAGCUUUACUACGACGACGGUGCAGCGUCGGGUCUCAGGCCUUUGCCCACUAGCAUAUCGGAGCUCUUGAUGGAUUCUGGGUUUGAACGCCUCCUUGAUCAGUUGACUCAAAUGGAAAUCAACGGCGUAAGUCGAUUCGAUCAUCCACAAGCCUCUAAAGCAGCCAUCGAAUCGAUGCCAGUAAUAAAAAUACUGAAUUCUCACGUUUCUAUGGAAUCCCAAUGCGCUGUUUGCAAAGAAGCUUUUGAAAUUAACACCGAGGCUCGCGAAAUGCCUUGUAAUCACAUUUAUCAUUCUGAUUGCAUUUUACCCUGGUUAUCAAUCCGUAAUUCGUGUCCAGUUUGUCGUCAUGAGUUACCCACCGAAACUGGAAGUGGGAGUGGGAGAAAUUCGCCGGAAUCAGAUGAGGAUACCGUUGGUUUAACGAUAUGGAGAUUGCCCGGAGGUAGUUUUGCAGUUGGGAGGUUUUCUGGAGGAAGGAGAGCAGCAGAGAGGGAGCUCCCGCUUGUGUUUACGGAGAUGGAUGGUGGAUUUAAUAAUGCGGGUUUGCCAAGGAUUAUUUCAUGGGCUCCUGCUGGGAGGAGAUCAAGAGAGAGUGGAGGAGUGGGGCGUGCUUUUCGGAAUUUCUUCUCGUUUUUCAGGAGGAUUGGAAGGCGUUCAAAUAACCAUUCUGGUCAAAGAGCAUGAAGUAGGUCUGGUAUGGUGUUGGAUAGGUUCUCCAUGAGGCGUGGUGAGAUGCUGUAGAAUGAGUCACUGAAUUGUUAUGUUGUGUCUUGGGAGUCUUUGGGUUACUUAUCUUAUUACCAAAACCAUUAAUUGUUUGUUGCUGUCCUCCUUCCUCUUAAGAAAGGGAAAACAUCUAUAUAUUGUAUGAUGAUUCAGAUUACUGUAAAUAACAAAGCUUGAGGUUGGUUUAAAUUAUGUUGAAGAUAAGAAUUUUGAGAUGGAGAUCAGUUUUCAUUCACAAGGGAGAGGGAGAAUAAGAAGACGAGGAAGAAAGUUGUGCAUUUGGAGUUGUGCAUUUGGAGUGGGUCUUUGUAGAAGUUACUGAGAACUCAAUUUGCUCUUGAUAGUUCAUGGCAAGAGGUCGGCUUGAAAAGAACCGAAGGAAGAAAACAAUUGGUGCUGUCUUGUGCUUGAAGAUCUCAAGAAAAACACCGGGUUAAAAUUGUCGUUCAGCAAAUAGUUUAUUUCUUGUAUGUUCCAUCCUCUAUAUCAUGUUCAUAUUGAGGUGGUUGUCUUCUUUACUGAUUCUUGUUACGACAUCACAUCAAAUAAAAAACCUUGUAGUUUAUUGUCAGUGGUUAGCACUGAUUUACACAUGUUAGGUAUAUCGUAUACAGUGAAAAGAAGUUGACAGAUUCUAAUAUGUUCCCUAGAAGCUCAUUUUGGCAAAGGAAGGAGAAUUAUGAUCUUCUUACACUAACCAUCUCGUGUCUAGAAGUUUAUUGCUAGGAUGAUGAAUUAAGGUAUAUAUCUUAGUGAGUACUUCCAUGAUAUUUAUGCCUUUGAAUUUGGAUUACUGCUGUUGGAGCUGUCAUGAUCUUCUUACUUGUCAUUAUUGUUUGUAUUUGUUUUGCAUAUCAGUUAUGUCAACUGCUGUUUUCAUAAUUUCUCUAUUCUUUUAUGGUGUCCUAUUUCUCGAGAAUUUGGUUCAUAUACAAUCAUGAUAAAAAAAAUUUGGUUCGAAUACAUAAGUGGGAAAUGCAAUUUUAAACAGGACUUUGGACGAAAAUGACCUAGAGAAUUGCAGCUAAUUCGGGACCUGAUUUGGCUAAGCUUAUUUCUUUUCUACUCUGCAUUAAAUGUUUAAUUCCUUUGAGGGGUUCAAAUGUUUGGGAGUCGAGCUUCGCAUAGCACUUUGCUGAGAAGCUAGUCAUGAAUGUUAUGUUGGAGAACCUUUACUCCGAGACAAACUAGGAGCACCUUUUGCUAUCCUUUCGCAAACUUUAGCGAAGGAACGGUGUUGGAAAAAUGGCAGAAUCAGCGCCUACUUUCGCACGCCCAGCGACAGGUUGUCUUUCUAGGCCUUUUCUGACUUCUUCUUCCUGUUUCUGCCGGAGGUGUAUGUCACCUUCACAGAGCUGAGAGAUACGACGCCUGGAAUUUUGAGGCAGCUUGCAAAUUUUGGAUUUUCUUUUGAGUUUUCUUGUCUCUUUUUGUUAUUUGAUUAGGAUUUUCUUUGCAAAAAUAUCUUCUCCUCGGUCUUGAUGUGUAUCCCCCCUCUUUUUAUCCCAGAUCCUUGAAAAAAAAAACUCGAAAAGUAAUAUUAAUUAAUUAUAUUGUUUUUUUCCCGACC